Molecule: messenger RNA, 4867 nt
Organism: Gallus gallus (chicken)
Lineage: Eukaryota; Metazoa; Chordata; Aves; Galliformes; Phasianidae
Gene: C1orf50
Product: C1orf50 homolog
Exons: 5
Coding region: 20-559 (179 amino acids)
Source: RefSeq, a predicted model, not a curated record
GGGGCGGGGCGAGGCGGCGAUGGCGGCGGUAGGAGGGGAGGAUGGCGGUGGUGGCGGUGCGGGCCUGGCUUUGGCCUUGGUUGAAGGCGGCGCCGGGCGGGCCGCCCGCAUCGGGGACCCGGGGGAUUUGGUGGCGCUGGCCCAGCAGGUGCAGCAGGCAGAUGAGUUUGUUCGAGCCAACGCCUGCAACAAGCUGACUGUCAUUGCUGAGCAGAUCCGGUGCUUGCAGGAACAGGCUCGGAAGGUCCUGGAAGAUGCUAACAGGGAUGCUGACCUGCACCACGUGGCCUGCAACUUAGUGAAGAAGCCCGGAAAUGUUUACUACUUGUAUAGGAGGGAGAGUGGCCAAAAGUACUUCUCCAUGCUGUCUCCUAAGGAGUGGGGGACCAGCCCCCAUGAGUUUCUUGGUGCCUAUAAGCUCCAGCAUGACUUGUCCUGGACGCCUUUUGAGGACAUUGAGCGACGAGAUGCUGAAAUGAACGUCUUAGACAAGCUGCUGAGCCGGCAGGCAGCGCUCCCCCCGUGUACAGAGCCCAACUUCCAGGGCCUCACCAAGUGAUGCGAAGUGUUGUGGCCAUACAGGACCUCUGAACUGAGCCAAUGCCUGAGGACAGGCAGUGCCUGAGCGUUGCCAAAGGCAGGGCAAGGAAAGAGACCAAGGAAUGAUAAUGCUGAUGCUGCCAGUACUUGCUCUUUGCUUUAAUAAGACUAAUUCUGAAUUCAGCCUUUCUGGAUUUUCUAGUAAUCAAGUAACUCAUUUCUUUGUCUUAUGCCAAGCUGUAACAAGAGGCAGAUGAUAUCAGGUGGAGUAAUUUCAAAAGGACUUGGGGCAAAAAGCAAAUAUGCUUGAGGCAGAUUGAUAGUGCUAUAAAAUAUGUCCUACCCAUCUGGCUCUGGCAUACCCCAGUGGGACUGUGUGUGGCAGGUAGUGAUUUCAGGUCUGGAUUUUGGCCCUCAUUAUAACACACACGUUUAGGAAGCCCCGUGGCAUGGGAAGAGUGGUCAGAAUCACAUGCAAAGAGGUCUGUUGUUCCUUGUUCCCUUUCUAGUGUGGAUUUGUUCAUCUUAAACCAAGUAGUGCUCCUCCUGGCUCUUGCUCUGCAGCAGAGGGGGUUUUGGUGCCCAGCUUGAGACCUGAAGAUGGGGAUGCUGCAGCUCUGGGUUCUCUCAGAUCACCUUCAGCUCACCUGCAUCUUGUCUGCACCCGGCUUCUCCUGCUGCAGUGCUGCCAUCAGCCCAGCCCCAUCCUACUGUGCUUCUAUCUGGCUGGUGGAAAUCUUCUCAGAGGCAGCAUAGGAUUUUUGAAGAAGCUUUUCCCAGAGCACCCUCCCUCCCUCACUUAGAGCACUGCAAAUUAAAAGCAAUGAAAGCAGUGUGUUGUUAUUAUUAGACCAGGGUAUAAUUAAUUCCUUAUCAAGUCACAAGUGCCUAAUUUGGUAGUUGGUUUUUUUUUUUUUUUUUUUUGCAUGUUUUAUCACCCCAGGUCUUAUUUAACUGCAUGUUAUUAAAUCUUAACUUGGAAGGGAGAAAGUUAAUUACUGCAUGGGCUUUGCCAUAGUGCUAAUUACAGCAACAUCAGAGACCUUCGUCUGUGAUUUAUGCUCCUCUGGGAAGAAGGUAUUCCUGCCCCAGUUUUAUCUGUUUCCCAUCAUUGAGAACUGUAAGCUGAUGUACAGACACAAGGGGACUAGGAUGAUGUCUGCUGCCUCUGUCCUUUGCAGCUUAUGAUUUCUUACGUUGGACUUUGACAGGAUUUCACUUCUCCAGCAAAGCCUUCUGACCCUCUGUGCCCUGUAGCUCUCUGCUGCCCUGCUGCAGUUCCUUUGGGUGCCAGCGCUUGCAGCUUGAAUGACAGCUGUGUGUCACGGAGGGCUGGUGCUCUGUGCCAGCAUGUUUCUGCUGGGUAGAGGGAUCCUCUGUUCAGUGAACAGAAAUGCCUCUUCUAGCCUCCUGCCACCCUGCUCUUUAGAGGCUUGCUGUAACCUACUUCUCCAUCCUAACCAUGUGCUGCCCAUCUUGCAGAGUCCUCUCUGUCCAUUCUGCAUCCCCAACAAGCAAUGGGCUUGCAGCAAGUGCGGCAUAUCCAGCAUUGCAUUGUGGUGCUUUCUGUGCUGCAGGCAGGGAGAUAAGGCAGAGGCUCCACUGCAGAGCUGAGUGACCCAUCCUGUGUAAAAUAGGCAGGGAUGGAGCUGGUGACAGAAAGGUGAAAGGUGCUGAACAGCAGCCUCCUGCAGCACUUACAGCUGAGAAUGCAAUUCUGCUCCAGCAUCACGUCUCUGUAAUGUAUUUAUUGCAAGAGAACAGAGGAGACAGUGCUGGCAAAACCACUGGUGGAGGGUUCCCUGAAUGCCUCUGGGGUUUUGAGUGCCUCUGCUUGGCUCAGCCUGUCCUGAGCCCUUUCCUUAAUGUGUUUUUGGAUCGAUAGGGUGGGAAUUUCAUCAGGAACAAGGCACCAAACAGCAGCUGGGAGGAGUCAGUGAGAUGCAACACUAUAGAGGAGAGGUCUGGGCUGUCCAUGGGUGAGGAGUCGGCCUCUGCUUGCUCCUACACGCUUCUCACACCUUCCAUUUGGGUGGAUGCAUGCCCUCUUCUCAGAUGAACAAACCUUUGGGUGAGGACUGGACGAGGCAGCAGAUGUUUGUGACUCAUUGCAGAAAACACCACUGAAGGUGUGUGAUUCCGUGAGUCUGGGGAAAUUUUUCAUGUGGCUUAAAUCAUAGCAAGGAACAACGGGGCUUUGAAAAAGAGCCCUGUUUGCCUCUCCAGCCACUGCUGUUUCUGAGGGUACACCAGGCUGCAUUCACCGGGAGGGAAGGAAACCAGGAGCUGUUUCAUCUGCUGUACAAAAAGGUUAAAAAUCAGUCUCCUCCUUUGAGGCCUUUGUUUCCAUUCGCAGUCACAUCUACAUGCACCCAAGUUUAAUUUAAUGCUGUUCCAUCUGAGGUCGCUGGCGUUGAAGAGCUAAUCCAUGUGCAAGCUGAGAAUGGACUCAGUGACACGGGAAGUUCUGCACUGAGGUGUUUUCUAUGUAAACCUGAUUGCAACAAGGAGCAGAGCUCUGCAAACAGCCCUUCCUCCUUGUGAAACAGUGCUGCUGCACUCAGCAGAGGUGGCACAGUGCAGCUUGCUGGCUCUGGAAGCGGUGGCUGUGGGUAGGUAUGCACCCAGUUAUGGUAUUUCAUAAAGAUUUCUCUCCCCUUGCUCUUCGAUGAGCACUCGGGGCAGUAGUGGAUGUGAAGCCGAUGGCUUGCUCCAGAAGCCCCAGGGAUGGACAGUCUCUGUGGGAGAUGUGCUUCUGACACCAUUAGUGCCCGGCAGAGUGGUUUUGCUCAUGUCUGGCUGUGCAGAUACCCGCUCCCUGGAGCUGAUGUUCGCUGCCAUGAGCCCCGUUGUCUUUCGAUCCCGAGAGAUGAGUUUAAUAAUGACUUGAUGGGACUGAGGGUACAGGAGACAUCUCCCUGACACACCAAAAGCAUUACAGCACCUUUGGAUUGUUACGUUCUGAGGGCACAGAACCGGGGCUGGGCAAACUCAGAGAAGGGGCAGAGGGGUUUUCAGCCUCAUCAGAAGGUUUUCAGCUGCCCACUGCAGGGCAGCACCUCAGGCUUCCUGCUGCUAACACUCUGCCUUCCUGAGCUGCACAACAAGCCCAGCAGGUCUUCCUGGCUUUUAAGAAUUCAAUUGAUCCGCCCUCCGGGGCAGAACCUUUCCCUGCCCCCUCCCCCUUUGCAGCUCCACGCUGUUCCCUCGGGCUCUGUCACUGUCGCCAGGGAGCAGAUCCAAAGUUGGGGAGUAAACUCCUUAACUCCAGUGUGGUGUUAUUGGGGAGGCGUUCUUUAUUUACGCCGCUGGAUGAGCGAGGGGAUACCUUCACCGCAACCGCACAGAUCUUGAACAAAAGGCCUUCAGCUUAAAUACAUUUCUUGUCUUACGUAUGCAAAAGGUUUCCUGGUCAGUGCAUGCAUAUUCAAUAACAUUCAGUAUAACGUGGCGUCCCACCUCCUUGCACACGCUCAGUGGUUUGGAGUGGGGGGUCUCAGGACCCUCGGAGAUGAAGUGAGCAGUCUUCUUCUCCAUGACCACGCGCUGCCCUCCUCUUGUUUGUAUCCAGGUGGGCAGUUUCACAGUGUUAUACUGGAAAGGGCCCCCACACUGUCUUAGAUAACAACAAUACAACGGGCUUCUCGAGGAGAUAAAGGAUGAUUUGCUUAGCAUUAUCUAGUUUCGUGAAAGCAAGUAUUGUUAAGUAUGUUUAACGUCAGACCCGGUGUAUUUUCCUUAGCAUUGGCUCGUUUAGAGGCAUCAGUGGAGCACCGGACACAGCUGCUCAGGGGAGCGGCGGAGUCCCCAGCCCUGGGGGUACUUAAGGGACGCGUGGACACGGCAGUACGGACGAGGCUUAGCGUUGCAGUGGUAGCGCUGGGUGACGCCACGCGCUGAGCUCAGCACUCUUUUCCAACCUAAACGGCCCCACCGCUCCGAGCCGAGGAAGGCGGAAGCGCGCUCCCAGGGCACGCGCGUGGCCCUCGCCUUCCUGCGCGAUGACGUCACCAGCACAGUGCCCCGCCCAGCGCUGCGUGAUGACGUCACCGGCAGCGUGCCCCUGCGCCUGAAGCCGAGGAGACCCCGCAGCGAGCCGCCAACGCCCGGCGGAGACUCUGAGGUGAGCGGUCGCGCCGGAGCGGGGCGGGAGCGCUGUGCGGGUUGCACUCCGCCUCGGCACCGUGCUCCCACGGCGCAGUGGGAAGGGCGGAGGGGUUCACGUUGGAGUUGAUACUGUAGCAGACUUCAGCUAUGCAGACGAUUAAGUGUGUAGUUGUGGGUGAUGGUGCUGUUGGUAAAACCUGUCUCUUAAUUUCUUACACAA